AUGCCGCGUCUCGGCGAGCAGCUGCCCUCGCGGCAUCAUCGAAUCUUUAGCAUCAUGCUCGUCGCCGCCCUCUCUGCCGCCUCCCUCGUCGGCUUCAUCUGCUACACCGAGGCGCCGCUCAUGUCCUUGCGUGACUGGGCCACGUCGACGACGACAGCAGCGGACACGACGGCGCAGAUUCCGCCGCAGCUGGACAGCAGCCCUGACGUCAACCUGCAGGGCCACCGGCACCGCUUCGACGAUCUCACCAUGAUCGAGCGGCUCCCGCGGCACCUGCUCCCGACUGCCGCCAACGGGCGUCGUCUGCUCAUCAUCGGCGACAUCCACGGCAUGGACGCCGCCCUGGACAGACUCCUCGCCCACGUCGACUUCGACCCUGCCACGGACCACAUCGUCGCCGCGGGCGACAUGAUCAACAAGGGCCCGCACUCGGCCCGCGUCGUCGCCCGCCUCAUGGACCUCGGCGCCUCGGCCGUCCGCGGCAACCACGAGGACCGCGUGCUGCUGGCGCUGGCGUCCGAGGCCGAGCAGGACGAGGCCGCCGAGAGCGUGCCGUUUCCGGAGUUCCAGGAGCGCCGCAGCAAGAAGCGCGAUCGGAAGACGGCGCGCCAGUUGUCCCCGGCGCAGCUCCGGUGGCUGGCGGAGAGACCGCUGAUACUCACGGCCGAGGAGCUGGGCAUGUAUGUUGUGCAUGCGGGCCUGGUGCCGGGUAUACGGCCCCGGAAGCAGGAUCCGUGGGCGGUGAUGAAUAUGCGCUCGCUGAUUGAGCCGCCGAGGCACCACCUCGCGUACCAGGCGCCCGGGCAGGACGACGGGUACCUGCACGAGGACGGAGACGAGGAGGGCGAGGACGCGCACGCUAGCUUCACCCUCAAGGACCUCAUCCCGGUCGACACACACGAGGGCCGCGAGUGGGCCGAGCUCUGGGACCGUCAGCAGGCGCAGAUCCCAAAGGCGGCCCGCCACACUGUCGUCUACGGCCACGAUGCCAAGCGCGGCCUCACCCUGGGCAAGCACACGUUUGGCCUCGACUCGGCGUGCGUCAACGGCGGCGAGCUCACGGCCCUGGUCAUUCAUGUUGGUAAAAAGGGCCACGUGAAGCGCAAGAUUCGCCAGGUGCCUUGCAAACGAUACGCGACUCCACCGGAUCUACAUCUUGAGAAGCUGAACCACGUGGCUUCUCUUCAUGCUCUGAAGAUGCUGGCUAUUCCUGCACUGCCCGGUCUACGCUCCGAUUCGGCGGCCGAUCGUGCCAAGGCCAAGGCGGAAGCAAGCUGGGGUAAACUCGCCGCCGGGAGGGAAUGCUGA
Cordyceps militaris CM01 is the source of this 1308-nucleotide messenger RNA. RefSeq names its product Ser/Thr protein phosphatase family. Gene Ontology annotation, biological process: polyphosphate catabolic process. Gene Ontology annotation, molecular function: phosphatase activity; endopolyphosphatase activity. Gene Ontology annotation, cellular component: cytoplasm. The record is from RefSeq and is a predicted model, not a curated record. The transcript is spliced from 2 exons. The coding region runs from base 1 to 1308 and encodes 435 amino acids. Lineage: Eukaryota; Fungi; Ascomycota; Sordariomycetes; Hypocreales; Cordycipitaceae.